Messenger RNA from Trichosurus vulpecula (common brushtail), 2313 nucleotides. RefSeq names its product L-threonine dehydratase catabolic TdcB-like. The coding region runs from base 254 to 1903 and encodes 549 amino acids. Lineage: Eukaryota; Metazoa; Chordata; Mammalia; Diprotodontia; Phalangeridae. Gene Ontology annotation, molecular function: threonine deaminase activity; L-serine ammonia-lyase activity. Gene Ontology annotation, biological process: L-threonine catabolic process; L-serine catabolic process. The record is from RefSeq and is a predicted model, not a curated record. The transcript has 12 exons.
GGCUCCCCGGGAAGCUUUACCAAAGGACAGGGGGCUGGUGCUGAACGGGGAGAAGGGUGAGGCACCUAGAGCUAUGAAUUUUGUGGCCCGCUUGUUUUUCUUGAAGGAACCACUGGACCGAUCUUCUGGGGCUCACUUUGAUGGUGAAGAAGAGUAUGAUCUUUUCUGGCCAAGGUUGGAGAACUCUGCGAUCUUAAGUUAGAACUAGAGUUUUGUCUGCCCCCUGCCCAGCCCUGACUUCCUUUAGCGACUCAUGGAUCGUCCCCCAGCUAGGAACAGACCUAGACCCAGGGGAAUUGACUACCCAGAAAUCCAGUCACCCUGGUUGCCUCCUUACACUGCUGUGGCUAAGAUUCUGCUUCAACUCUUUGUCUAUGUGGCUGUUGUAUUGUUUAGCUAUGCUGAGGAGCUGAUUUCCAGGAGGAACAGUGAUAAAGAAAAGAAAUCUGAAGCUGCCGUUCUCCAGGCAGUCUGCAGCACAGAAAAAGAGUCCUUGGAAAAUAGUAGCCUUGGCCAGUGCCGGCCACCCAACCAGCUUGAGCAGUUAAAGGAUUAUGUAGAAGAGGAUGGUCUUCAAGGAAAUGCUAAGACAUGGAAGUUGAAGGUGUUGGCACAUGGAGAAGAGUCCCCAGUCAUGCCAUCCAAAGGCAGGGCCUGCCAAGAAGCAUCCAGCUUUAAGUUGAUCGGAUUGGAAGAUAUUAACGCGGCAGUCUCCCAGAUCCAGAUGCACAUCCAGGUCACUCCAUGCUCGUAUUCUAGACUGUCCAAGAGAUAUGGCAUGGAGCUCUAUCUAAAGAAGGAAUUUCUCCAGUACACAGGCUCAGUGAAGGAUCGAGGUGUACUCUGCCUCUUGGCCUCUCUCCAUCAGGACCAGCAAAGAAAGGGAGUGAUUGUUGCCUCUGACAGCAACUUCUCCAUGGCAGUGGCCUACCAUGCAACUGAACUCCAGAUCCCAGUGUUUGUCAUCAUGCCCACCAAUACUUCUGUGACCAGGGUGAGGAUGUGUCGGGACUAUGGUGCCGUGGUGAUCACCUUUGGUGGAUCAGCCAAGGACUCACGGAGUCAUGCCCAACAGCUAGCCCAGAAGAAUGAUUAUCUCUACCUGGAGGAGGAGGAAGACAAUGUCAAGUACCUUUCUGGUCUGGGCACUAUGGGACUGGAAAUCUUCAGGCAGGUACCAAACCUGGAUGCAGUGGUGUUCCCUGCUGGAGGCCCUUGUGGACUUCUGGCAGGCUCUGCAGCUGCACUGAAGCAGCUGAACCCCAAAGUCUCUGUGAUUGGUGUCCAACCUGAGAGUUUUCCUGUCAUAAAGCAUUCUCUGAAGAUGAGCCAUCCGGUAGAGAGCCAGACCUGGGGUGGUCACAUGUUCUAUAGAGACCUGAGUGAGCCAUGCUCCAGGAAAAAUACUCUCCAGCUGGUGGGGGAGCUUGUGGACAAGAUUGUCACAGUGACGGAAGAAGACAUUUUGAUUGCCAUGCUGAGGCUGCUGGAGUAUGAGAGAGCCACAGUCGAUGCAGAAGGUGCCAUUGGUCUCGCUGCCAUUGCGGCUGGGAAGUUACCAGAGUUAAAGGGCAAAAGAGUGAUUGUGGUCCUGUGCAGUGGAAACCUUAGCCUGACCCUCCUACAACAAUGCAUUCAGAGGGCCCUGACCCUGGAUAGCCGGACCUGCAAGUUCUCUCUCUGGCUGAGUGACAGUGCGGGGGAUAUUGCCAAGCUGCUGGAAAUCCUGGACCGAGAAGCAGUAAGGGUUCUGGACAUUCAGAAGGAACAUGGGUUUGUGACCUCUAAACUCUUCAUGACAAAGGUCACCUGUGUUGCUGAGACUAGAGACAAGGAACAAGCAGCCCAGCUCCGAAGUGCCCUCUUAGAGCGCUACCCAUCCCUGGAGUGGAUGCAGCAGUGAGGUGGAGUUACAUCCCUAACACUAGAGACAGCAGCAUUUUUAAUCCAUCCAAAGAAGCCCCUACGGUUGUAGUCCCCUGAUGGGCCAGAGUGGGAGGUGGGCUAGUGAAAGGCAGUGGCAAAAAAAAAAAAUGCUCUGAAGGAAAAUCUAUAGGGUGUAAGUCAUAAGAAUUCAGAGAUCACAAAGGGGUGGAAUGGGGAAGCACUCAAUUUGGAGUCAUGGGUGUUGGAUUCUGUUCUAGGAGAGUCCCGACUUCUGUGGGCCUAAAAUUCCUAAUCUGUAAAAACAAUAUUCAAGGUAUCAAAUGGAAUUGGACUACAUGUGCAUAUACACAUUUAAAUUCUUACAGCAUCCGGUACAAAGCCCUGCCCACAAAAGAAGUUUAAUAAAUGUUUGUUGAUUGAAUCAAU